AUGAUUUGGGAGGGAAUCCAAGCUGCAAAGAUUAAUACAGCACCAGCAUUCAAGAGUGCAGUGACCUCUGCCCUUGUCUCUUUUCGAAAGCUGUCUUUUGUCACAACAUCCACAAUCUCGGCUACAACAGCCACCUUGAUCGGAGCAAUCCAUUAUCAUCUCAGGGCGCAGAAACCAUUUCUCAUUCAAUCUCAAUUCCCGAUAAGCCGUCUUCCACUGCAAUGGAAGGAUAGAGACCUCAUUGUAAAGCUUAAGCUCUUGUUCUGUGUAUUGCACCUGCAUCUUCAGAAGCUGCUCAUUGAUCUCCUCAACUUGAAGCCUGGCACUGCUGCUCGACGAAUCAUCUUCGACAAUCGCAUUCUUUUGUAUGGCUUUGAGUUUGUGACUCCAGGUUUCCUCAAGCUGAUCAGUCCUGCGUAUAGCCUGCUCGGCCCGGAAUAA
Messenger RNA from Penicillium malachiteum, 441 nucleotides. RefSeq lists its product as uncharacterized. The transcript has a single exon. The record is from RefSeq and is a predicted model, not a curated record. NCBI's taxonomy places the organism in Eukaryota, Fungi, Ascomycota, Eurotiomycetes, Eurotiales, Aspergillaceae. The coding region runs from base 1 to 441 and encodes 146 amino acids.